GACCCCGGGCCGACGCCGAGGCCGCGGCCACCGGCACCACUUUCCCCGCCGGAUGCGACGGUGGGCACGGGGCGGGGCCGCGAGGGAAAUGGCUCCGCCCACAGCUGCGCUCCGUACCCGCUGCUGGCGGGUCGGCGGUAGCCUUCCUGCCGCCCCGCUCCGCCCCGCCCCGGCCCGUCCCGGCCCGGCCCGUCCCAUUCCGUUCUGUUCUAUUCCGCCGUUGCGCGCUCGCUCGCUCCGAGGUCCGGUGAGGCAGGAGGCGGCGGCGGGCGUCAUGGUGCGCGCGCUCAACUCCAUCGUGGCGGUGUGCCAGAACAUGGGCAUCGGGAAGGACGGCAGCCUGCCCUGGCCGCCGCUGAGGAAUGAGUACAAGUACUUUCAGAGAAUGACCAGCACAUCCCAUGUGGAAGGUAAACAGAAUGCACUGAUAAUGGGUAGAAAAACGUGGUUCUCCAUUCCUGAGAAGAAUCGUCCUUUAAAAGACAGAAUUAAUAUAGUGCUCAGCACGGAGCUCAAGGAAACCCCAAAAGGAGCACAUUACCUUUCCAAAAGUCUGGAUGAUGCUUUAGCUCUUUUGGAUUCAUCAGAGUUAAAAAGUAAAGUAGACAUGGUUUGGAUCGUCGGAGGCACUUCAGUUUACAAGGCAGCAAUGGAGAAGCCAAUUAAUCAUCGACUGUUUGUGACAAGAAUUUUGCAGGAAUUUGAAAGUGACACCUUCUUUCCAGAAAUCAACUACCAAGACUACAAACUUCUCACAGAAUACCCCGGUGUCCCUGCUGAUAUCCAAGAAGAGAAUGGCAUCCAAUACAAAUUUGAAGUGUAUGAGAAAGCUGUCUUGGCACAAUAAAUGUGGCUUUUUGUACUUUUAUGUAGGGGCAGCCAUUUUAAAUCAUCAAGUCUUAUAGAGUACAAAUACAUAUUAAAUUACUGCCAGAAAA
Molecule: messenger RNA, 938 nt
Organism: Colius striatus (speckled mousebird)
Lineage: Eukaryota; Metazoa; Chordata; Aves; Coliiformes; Coliidae
Gene: DHFR
Product: dihydrofolate reductase
Exons: 6
Coding region: 53-847 (264 amino acids)
Biological process (GO): glycine biosynthetic process; dihydrofolate metabolic process; folic acid metabolic process
Cellular component (GO): mitochondrion
Molecular function (GO): dihydrofolate reductase activity; NADP binding
Source: RefSeq, a predicted model, not a curated record